Messenger RNA from Musa acuminata subsp. malaccensis (wild Malaysian banana), 3552 nucleotides. The record is from RefSeq and is a predicted model, not a curated record. NCBI's taxonomy places the organism in Eukaryota, Viridiplantae, Streptophyta, Magnoliopsida, Zingiberales, Musaceae.
UUGUUUAUUGUUUGACAGGCCAAGGGAUAUAGAGUCGGGCCUGUUUAUGAUGAUGUCUUGGCAAUGGCAUGGUUCUUUUUGGAGUUGAUUGUAAAGUCAAUGGCAUUAGAACAAAAUCGUCUCUUUUACCACAGUCUUCCUUCAGGUGAAGACAUUCCACCAUUGCAGUUAAAGGAAGGUGUAUUCCGAUGUAUCAUGCAGCUUUAUGAUUGCCUUCUAACAGAGGUUCAUGAACGGUGCAAGAAGGGUUUAAGCUUAGCUAAACGCUUGAAUAGUAGUCUGGCUUUCUUUUGUUAUGAUCUGUUGUCGAUCAUUGAGCCACGCCAAGUUUUUGAACUGGUUUCAUUGUAUAUGGACAAGUUUGCUGGGGUUUGCCAAUCAGUUUUGCAUGAUUGCAAACUGACCUUCUUGCAAAUAAUAUGUGAUCAUGAUCUCUUUGUGGAAAUGCCUGGGAGAGAUCCUUCAGAUAGAAAUUAUCUCUCAUCCGUUUUAAUUCAGGAAAUAUUCCUCACCUUGGAUCACGAUGAUUUAUCACAACGGGCAAAGGCAGCUCGCAUCUUGGUGGUCCUAAUGUGCAAGCAUGAGUUUGAUUCUCGUUACCAAAAAAGUGAGGAUAAGUUGUAUAUAGCUCAGUUAUAUUUCCCACUAAUUGGUCAGAUACUAGAUGAGAUGCCCGUGUUCUAUAAUUUAAAUGCUGUUGAAAAACGUGAGGUCUUAAUUGUCAUUUUGCAAAUUGUAAGGAAUUUGGAUGAUCCAUCACUUGUUAAAGCAUGGCAACAGAGUAUUGCUCGAACCAGAUUAUUUUUCAAACUCCUUGAAGAAUGUCUUUUGCACUUUGAGCAUAAGAAGCCAGCAGACAGCUUGCUUUUGGGAUGUAGUUCACGCAGCCCUGACAACGAAGGACAUGCUUCUCCAAAGUACUCUGAUCGUCUUUCCCCUGCAAUUAAUACGUAUCUUUCUGAGGCUUCCCGUCAAGAAGUUAGAGGGACACCUGAAAAUGGAUAUUUGUGGCACAGAGUCAGUCCUCAGCUAAGCUCACCUAACCAACCAUAUUCUUUAAGGGAAGCUCUUGCACAAGCACAAUCUUCUAGAGUUGGAGCUACAACCAGAGCUUUAAGAGAGUCUCUCCAUCCUAUACUGAGGCAAAAAUUGGAAGUUUGGGAAGAAAAUUUGAGCACUGCAAUCAGCCUUCAGGUUCUGAAGAUUAUUGACAAGUUCUCAGUUGCUGCAGCAUCUCAAAGCAUUGCCACUGACUAUGGAAAGCUAGAUUGUAUCACAUCUAUAUUGAUGGGCCUCUUUUCUCGGUAUCAAUCAUUGGCAUUUUGGAAAGCUUUCUUUCCUGUGUUCAGCCAUAUAUUCAGUGUUCAUGGUGCAACACUGAUGGCAAGAGACAAUGAUCGCUUCUUGAAGCAAGUUGCAUUUCACCUCCUACGGCUUGCAGUUUUUCGCAAUGACUCCAUCAGGAGAAGGGCUGUCCUUGGUCUGCAGAUACUUGUUAGGAACUCAUUUUACUAUUUCAUGAACACAACACGGCUGAGGGUCAUGCUGACAAUCACCUUGUCAGAGUUGAUGUCUGAUGUACAAGUAAGUCAGAUGAGGCCUAAUGGUUCUCUUGAAGAGAGUGGCGAAGCUCGACGACUCAGAAAAUCACUGGAGGAAAUGGCAGAUCAAAGUACGACCAUAAAACUAAUAAAUGAUUGUGGACUUCCUGGCAAUGCACUUGAGGCAAUUCCAGAAUGUUCAACAGAUAAUAUUUGGUCUUGGUCAGAGGUCAAAUAUCUAUCGGACAGUCUUCUUCAGGCACUUGAUGCAGGCCUUGAACAUGCACUUCUGGCUUCUAUUAUGACUGUAGAUAGAUAUGCAGCUGCCGAGAGCUAUUAUAAGCUUGCAAUGGCUUAUGCAUCUGUUCCUGAUCUUCACAUUAUGUGGUUACUGCAUCUGUGUGAUGCUCAUCAGGAGAUGCAAUCAUGGGCAGAAGCAGCUCAAUGUGCAGUAGCUGUUGCUGGUGUCAUUAUGCAGGCCCUUGUUGGAAGGAAUGAUGCAGUUUGGAACAGAGAACAUGUGGCUUCAUUGCGUAAGAUCUGCCCAAUGGUCAGCAGUGCAGUUACUGCUGAGGCAUCUGCUGCUGAGGUGGAAGGAUAUGGUGCAUCAAAGCUCACUGUUGAUUCUGCAGUUAAAUACCUUCAGCUAGCAAAUAAGCUUUUCUCGCAAGCUGAGCUUUAUCAUUUUUGUGCCAAUAUUUUGGAACUUAUAAUUCCAGUCCAUAAAAGCAGAAGGGCAUAUGGCCAACUCGCAAAAUGCCACACAUCCCUUGCAAGCAUCUAUGACUCGAUUCUUGAGCAAGAGUCGAGUCCGAUACCCUUUAUAGAUGCUACCUAUUACCGAGUUGGAUUUUAUGGAAAUCGAUUUGGAAAGCUAGAUAGAAAGGAGUAUGUAUACCGGGAGCCACGAGAUGUUCGUCUAGGUGACAUAAUGGAAAAACUAAGCCACAUAUACGAGUCCAGGAUGGAUGGCAGUCAUACCCUGCAUAUCAUACCAGAUUCUCGACAAGUCAAUGCCGAAGAGUUACAGCCUGAUGUCUGUUAUCUACAAAUUACAGCUGUGGAUCCUGUUAUGGAGGAUGAAGACCUUGGCAGUAGAAGGGAGAGAAUUUUCUCUCUGUCUACCGGUAGCGUACGUGCCCGAGUUUUUGACAGAUUCUUGUUUGAUACUCCAUUUACAAAAAAUGGAAAGACACAAGGAGGCCUAGAGGACCAGUGGAAGAGACGAACAGUGCUCCAAACAGAGGGCUCAUUUCCUGCUUUGGUGAAUAGGCUUUUGGUUGUCAAGUCUGAAUCCUUGGAGUUCUCUCCUGUAGAAAAUGCAAUUGGAAUGAUAGAAACCAGGACAGCGGCAUUAAGAAACGAGCUAGAAGAGCCUCGUAGCUCGGAAGGUGACCAUCUCCCGAGGCUUCAAAGUCUACAGAGGAUACUCCAAGGCAGUGUCGCUGUGCAGGUGAACAGCGGUGUUUUAAGUGUUUGCAAAGCUUUUCUAUCUGGUGAACCUGCUACAAGGCUUCGGUCGCAAGAACUGCAGCAACUCAUUGCCGCGUUGCUUGAAUUUAUGGCUGUUUGCAAACGUGCAAUCCGGGUACACUUUAGACUGAUAGGUGAAGAAGAUCAGGACUUCCAUACGCAGCUUGUAAAUGGGUUCCAGUCGCUUACAGCUGAGCUUUCUCACUACAUUCCUGCCAUCCUUUCAGAGCUUUGACUACCUUUUCUUUUUCCCUUGUAACCUGCUUAUAUGCUGCUUGUUUUCCAUUGGUGCCGAUGUUCAUAUUUUUGUAAAAUUAUUUUUUGUUGUAUAUGUCCUCGUCUUGACAACAUGGUCUAGAAUUAUCUACUGGUUCCAUUUUGUUUCGUCUUUUUUAAGAUUAAGAUCCAUCUACUUCUCGACAAGGAGAUGGCAUUAAUGUACUAUGGAAAUUGUCACGGAUUGACAGUCAACAUGGUGGCCUGCUUUGUUGAGGCUUCUUUUAUCAUUUUUAAAGAGCCUUUUGUUCUGGGCCGUAAA